CACACACGCUGUGCGCUCAAGACCAAAGUGCUGAACCAGCAUCGACUUACUCGUUGUCGGUAUCGUCUGCAGGCCAGUCCACAACGCUCAGUCAGUCGUCGCAAUAYCACUCGCGCGAUUGUGUGUGAUUAUUUUUUUUUUUUACAACGACACGUAACCCACUCGUGUGCGCCGCCGCCGUCAUUGUGGUGCCGCGUACUAUACAAUGAUCACAUUAUAAUAUCAACAGCGUCAAAUUUGAAAUAUUUAUUUCAUUUAAAUCGUGUGACGUUCUUACAUAGAAAAAACGCGUUCCACGUCUCAGACUAUAACAUUGUUAUCGUGUACCAGCGUCCGUAAUAUUUUUCAUCGUAAUCUCAGUUUAGUUUUAUGGUUUUUGGUCUUAAUCCACCACAAUAAUUUCCUUACCGAUAGAGAUACGCAUCGCGGUGAUGCUUCUCUACGGACUCGUCCUAUCUAAAUAACAACGCUCUCGACCUGCUCGAGUCCACCUCCACCGCUGCAGUGCUACCACGAUGGCCGUGCUGGUCGGAAGUCGAGACAACGUGGUCUCCAUAUCGGCGAUURAGUCACUGAAAAUGUUGGCACUCUCCGUGGUCUGGGGAUCGUGGAUCGUYAUCAARAACGCGGUCACCAGGGUCUUCAGACCGCUGUGGUCGAACAGCGGAAGCCGCGGGAACAACAAAAACGUGGUCACCGGUGCCGGUGGCAAGGCAAUCCGCUUGGCGACCAUCAGAGACCGCGCGCCGCCGUGUCUGUCCACCACGGUUUAUGGUACCCACUCGUACGUCAAAGUCAAGGGUGUUAAAUUGCAUUACGUUGAAUGUGGUGACCCUAAUGGAACGAUUGUUCUUUUGCUACACGGAUUUCCAUCUUGUUGGAUUAGUUGGCAUCAUCAAAUACCCAUUUUGUCGAAAUAUUUUCGAAUAAAAUUACUAAGCCUAGUAGUCAACUUGGUUAGUUCAAAGUUGAAAGGACUGGCUAAGAAGUUCGAGUUAUCUAACGACAGUACGAUAAUGGGAAAUUUCAAGGAUCAAAAAAAAAUUUACACUUCUUAUCUCAUACAGAGCUAUCCAAAUUGUGUAGCAAAAGUAUUAACGAUCAAUGACCACGUAUCUAUUACUAAUCCCUCUCCCAAUUUUCGUCACGUGAAACUUGGAAGAACCUUUCGUGAAAAAGUAGUUCAAAACCAACAGAACUCUGGYGGUAUAGUUGAACGAAUGAAAGAUUUUGUUUCGUCUACGGUUCAGUAUGGAACUACAUUGAAAGAUUCUAUGCAAAGAAACAUUUCACCAACCUCGGCCAAAACAUAGCUAAACUAAUAUUUUUUAUUUUAUUUAUAAAACAAUAUUUGUAAUACUGUUAAUGUAUCAUAUCAUAUUAAAAAUAAGAGAAAUUUUAUUAAAUAUUAAAUAUCAUUCACCAUACGUUUAUUAAUAUUAUGUUUACUUAUAAGCUCAUUAAAAACAACUUUUCAAACUUAAAGGUACAGUGAUGAUAUAUGUUAUACAUUUAUUUUAUCUAUAUAGAUAUAUUAAAUUGUUCACAUCACGUGUACCUACUUAGGAAGUUAAUUACAUAUAAGUAGUGUUAUCACUGUUAUCACUGUUAUCACUGUUAUCCAUAUUGUUAUUAUUGUGAAUUAUUAAUAAGGUAAACUAAAUUAAUAUAAGCUAUAAUAUAAUGGUAUAUUCAUAUAUUACCCGAUUGAACAUAACUAAAUGUUURUAUUUUUAUAAUACUAA
This is a messenger RNA of Diuraphis noxia (Russian wheat aphid), 1745 nucleotides long. RefSeq names its product epoxide hydrolase 4-like. Gene Ontology annotation, molecular function: catalytic activity. NCBI's taxonomy places the organism in Eukaryota, Metazoa, Arthropoda, Insecta, Hemiptera, Aphididae. The record is from RefSeq and is a predicted model, not a curated record.